AUGCAUCUAAUAUUCUCUUUUCACGAAAAUCCUAUUGAUGCAUGGAACGAUCUUCAUGAAAGAUUUUCUAAAGCUGAUAGAAUCUGUAUUUUGACUAUGCGAUCAAAGAUCAAUAAUUUGCGCCAAAACUCAAGGUCUGUUAUGGAGUACUUCCUUGAGAUUAAGAGUUUAUGGGAAGAGCUUAAUUCCCACAGACCUUUACCUAUAUGUGUAUCUUUUAGAACUCAAGUGUUGAUUAUGGAUCCAUUGCCAUCCAUAAAUCGCAUUUACUCUCUAGUUGUGCAAGAAGAGAGUCACCACCAAACCACCACACCACCUGAUGAGUCUUCUGUCCUUGUGAAUGCUGCUCAAAAAUACGACUUCAAACACAAAGGUGGUUUCCACAAGAACACUCCUCGUGUUUGCACAUUUUGUAAUAGAACUGGUCACACUGUUGAUUUCUGUUACCAGAAGCAUGGCCAUCCCAACUUCAAUAAGAACAAAUCUUUUAUCAAUGCUAGCCAAGUGGAGAACUCCUCCAAUGAUUCUCAUAAAAUUGCACCAGUCAAGAUAACUUUACCUAAUGGUAAUAGCACUACUGUUCAAUAUGCUGGUAAUGUCAAAUUUACACCUCUCCUAUAUCAUAAUCAUGUUCUCUUUGCACCAGAGUUAGAACUUAACCUCAUUUCCAUAUCUAAAUUGUUCUAUGCGUUGACAUGUUAUGCUGUUUUUUCUCUUGACCAAUGCUUCUUGCAGGAACUGAAUACAUUGAGGAUGAUUGGUUUGGGUAGAAAAGAUAAUGGCUUAUAUAUCUUGCAGCUAGAGGACACUCAUUCUAAAGAAAUCCCUGGACCUCACCAAGCUCAAUUACCAUUCCAACAUCCACCUCAAGCCAACACAUGUCAUACUACUGAUUCCCUUUUCUCUUCACAUAACCAAAAUGUUGCAAUACCUAAGUCUGCCUUAUGGAACUUUAGAAUUGGUCAUGUGUCUCCCAAAAGAAUAUCUCAAAUUUCCAAAUUGUAUUCCUCUUUUGAUGUUGACAGUCAUGCUACUUGUGACAUUUGGCAUUUAGCAAGAUAG
This is a messenger RNA of Vicia villosa (hairy vetch), 1062 nucleotides long. RefSeq lists its product as uncharacterized. The transcript has 3 exons. NCBI's taxonomy places the organism in Eukaryota, Viridiplantae, Streptophyta, Magnoliopsida, Fabales, Fabaceae. Bases 1 to 1062 code for a protein of 353 amino acids. The record is from RefSeq and is a predicted model, not a curated record.